Molecule: messenger RNA, 5738 nt
Organism: Carassius carassius (crucian carp)
Lineage: Eukaryota; Metazoa; Chordata; Actinopteri; Cypriniformes; Cyprinidae
Product: adhesion G protein-coupled receptor F5-like
Exons: 24
Coding region: 1-5511 (1836 amino acids)
Biological process (GO): G protein-coupled receptor signaling pathway; cell surface receptor signaling pathway
Cellular component (GO): membrane
Molecular function (GO): G protein-coupled receptor activity
Source: RefSeq, a predicted model, not a curated record
AUGGCGUUUGUGGCCCCAAUCAUAAUGACACCUGCAGAUGCAUCUCUUCUCUUCCAACUGAAGGGACCUCCUAUGAAGUCGAUUAAAUACACCAUUGACAUAAAAAUCAAUGCUACAAGAGACAUUUUGAUAGAGCGCUUGAGGGCUUUGAUUCAUGGACAGAAAUUUCCCACAUGUGUCAAAAAAGGCAUAAAAAUAUCUGGUGUGGACAUCACUACAGCUCCUAUGAAGUCGAUUAAAUACACCAUUGACAUAAAAAUCAAUGCUACAAGAGACGUUGUGAUAGAGCGCUUGAGGGCUUUGAUUCAUGGACAGAAAUUUCCUACAUGUGUCAAAAAAGGCAUAAAAAUAUCUGGUGUGGACAUCACUACAGCUCCACUAAAGACGUUUAAAUACACCAUUGACAUCAAAAUCAAUGCUUCAAGAGACGUUGUGAUAGAGCGCUUGAGGGCUUUGAUUCAUGGACAGAAAUUUCCCACAUGUGUCAAAAAAGGCAUAAAAAUCUCUGGUGUAAACAUCACUACAGCUCCUAUGAAGUCAUUUAAAUACACCUUGGACAUAAAAAUCACUGCUACAACAGAUGUUGUGAUAGAGCGUUUGAGGGCUUUGAUUCAUGGACAGAAUUUCCCCACAUGUGUCAAAAAAGGCAUAGAAAUCUCUGGUGUGGACAUCACUACAGCUCCACUAAAGUCGUUUAAAUACACCAUUGACAUAAAAAUCAAUGCUUCAAGAGAUGUUGUGAUAGAGCGCUUGAGGGCUUUGAUUCAUGGACAGAAAUUCCCCCAAUGUGUCAAAAAAGGCAUAAAAAUCUCUGAUGUGGACAUCACUACAGCUCCUCUGAAGUCGUUUAAAUACUCCAUUGGCAUAAAAAUCAAUGCUUCAAGAGAUGUUGUGGUAGAGCGCUUGAGGGCUUUGAUUCAUGGACAGAAAUUCCCCACAUGUGUCAAAAAAGGCAUAAAGAUCUCUGGUGUGGACAUCACUACAGCUCCACUAAAGUCGUUUAAAUACACCAUUGACAUGAAAAUCAAUGCUUCAAGGGACGUUGUGAUAGAGCGCUUGAGGGCUUUGAUUCAUGGACAGAAAUUUCCCACAUGUGUCAAAAAAGGCAUAAAAAUCUCUGGUGUAAACAUCACUACAGCUCCUCUGAAGUCAUUUAAAUACACCAUUAACAUAAAAAUCAAUGCUUCAAGAGACGUUGUGGUAGAGCUCUUGAGGGCUUUGAUUCAUGGACAGAAAUUCCCCACAUGUGUCAAAAAAGGCAUAAAGAUCUCUGGUGUGGACAUCACUACAGUGUGUCUCUCAGAUGUGAACCAAACCCAGUGUAAGUGUGAGAAUCAGUCAAUCUACCACAACAAAACCACCUCCUACAACAGAGCUAACAACAAAAGCAACAGUGCCUCCAAUGUCAUCAUCACCUCCACCAACAACAACGGUGGCACCAACAACAACACUGGUACCAACUACAACGGCAGCACCAACAAUAACAACACUGGCACCGACAACAACGACGGCGCCAACAACAACAACACUGGCACCAAGAACAACGAUGGCACCAACAACAACAACACUGGCAUCAACAACAAUGGCGGCACCAACAACACCGGCACCAGCAACAAUAUCAAAAACAGUAACAACACAGAAUUCAACAACAACGCCGAAACCAGUAACAACACAGAAUUCAACAACGCAGAAACCAACAACAAUGACAAAAACAAUAACAACACAGAAUUCAACAACAACGCCAAAAACAGUAACAACACAGAAUUCAACAACAACGUCAAAACCAGUAACAACACAGAAUUCAACAACGCAGAAACCAACAACAAUGACAAAAACAAUAACAACACAGAAUUCAACAACAACGCCAAAAACAGUAACAACACAGAAUUCAACAACAACGCCAAAACCAGUAACAACACAGAAUUCAACAACGCAGAAACCAACAACAAUGACAAAAACAAUAACAACACAGAAUUCAUCAACAACACCAAAAACAGUAACAACACAGAAUUCAACAACAAUGCCGAAACCAGUAACAACACAGAAUUCAACAAUGCAGAAACCAACAACAAUGCCAAAAACAGUAACAACACAGAAUUCAACAACGCAGAAACCAACAACAAUGCCAAAAACAAUAACAACACAGAAUUCAACAACAAUGCAAAGAACAGUAACAACACAGAAUUCAACAACAACGCCGAAACCAGUAACAACACAGAAUUCAACAACAAUGCAAAGAACAGUAACAACACAGAAUUCAACAACAACGCCAAAACCAGUAACAACACAGAAUUCAACAACGCAGAAAGCAACAACAAUGCCAAAAACAGUAACAACACAGAAUUCAACAACGCAGAAACCAACAACAAUGCCAAAAACAAUAACAACACAGAAUUCAACAACAAUGCCAAAAAUAGUAACAACACAGAAUUCAACAACAACGCCGAAACCAGUAACAAUACAGAAUUCAACAACAACACCAAAACCAGUAACAACACAGAAUUCAACAACGCAGAAACCAACAACACCAAAAAGACUAACAACAUGGAAAACAACAACAAUGCCAAAAACAGUAAUCACACAAAACUCAACCUUACAGAAACCAACAACACCAAAAAUACUAACAAUGCCGAAACCAACAACAAAGCCAAAAACAUAAAUCGUAAGAUGUCACUGGCAAUCGACGAGACUUACGAUGCAAACCUGAAUAACCAAAACAGUGAAAAAUUCAAGAAAUACAAAGCAGAUAUUGAGAAUGCAAUCAAUAAGAGCUACAACAAUGUAGAAGGUUUCUAUUCUGCUACUGUCACUGGUUUCAGGCCUGGAAGUGUGAUUGUAGACUUCUUGAUUACAUCAUCUGUGGAGAUAAAGACUGAUGAGAGGAUAAGCCAAGCAAUUUCCGACAACAUGAAAGCCCUCAAUUUCAGUGUUGAUCUACUUUCAGUCGCUAAAACUGAUAAUAUAGACAUGCGGAAAAGAGACGCUGUGUUUCCUGAACAAAAUAUGACACUCUCCUGCCCUUACAUCAGCCACUUUGGAAUUAUAGACUGGAGAUUUCAAGGGAAAAAAAUACAGCCAAGAAAUCUUUAUAUUUUCUCACCAGAUUACCUUAACCUAACAGUAAAGAGUGUUACCAUCGCUAAUAAUGGUCGUUAUGAAUGUUUGUACAAUACAAGCACAGGACCACAAAUUUUCUGGGACAGAAUUGACUAUAUUAAGCCAUAUCCUAGUAUGCAAGUGCCUAGUAGCAAGACAUACAAAUGUGAAAAUGGGACCGUGAAACUUGACUGCUGUGUGCAUUCUGAUUACUCAGUACACUGGGAGCAGAGAACAAAAAACAACAAAAUUAAUACACUGACAUGUAUAACACAAGAGUUUAAUAUCACAGCCGAAAGUUCAUGUGCUAUAACUAUCAUAUACACCUGCAAACUGGACAAAAAAGAACUAUAUGGGUUUUCAUAUAGCUCAAAGGAUGUGAAACUGGAUGUUUCCAAACCUACAUUGCAAACCCCAAACAGCCCUGUCACAUGCUACAAUGACAUAUAUGGUUUUGGAGAAGUUGGUGCCAAGGUUAUAGGAGACUGUGGGAAAGAACAUGUUGGCUUUAGAAAAGGAGAAUGUCGUUCUGAUGGCUCUUGGGUAACUAUAAAGGACACCUGUGUGCUUCGUAUCAUUGAUCAACUGCAACAGGAAUCACAGGGUCUAGAUGCUGAAACAUUAACAAAUUUUGUGGAUAAAGUGAACAAUGCCACCAAAGACAAUAAAGGAGCAAUAGUUCAAUCCGAAGCAACAGUUUCAGCAAUGGUGGAAAUACUUAACAAUAUUGCAGAUGUCACUGUAAUGCUGGAUAAAGUUGUGAUAACGAAUUUUCUUAGUAUAGUGGAUGUCAUUUCAUCAGAUACAGCAAAACCUGUAUGGGAACAGCUAAAUUCAAAUGGCGAAAGCCAAGGCAACAGCUCUCAACUCCUGAGUGCCAUUGAAAGUGUUUUAAAAGCGACAUCUGACACCAAUUUCAACAUAACCAGUCCAACCAACUCAUUCCUGUUCAAAAAAGUAACAACAUCCAAAGACUUCAGUGAAGUAUUAAAGCUCAACUCCACUGCUGUAAUAAACAUCUCAGGUAUUGCAUCCAGUAAUAAAAGCGUUACAGUCACAGUUGUGGCCUUCUCCUCCCUGGGCAAUGUUAUGCCUGCAAGAAAUCGUACCGAUGGCUUAAAGACAACUGAAAAUGUCAUCAACGGACUGAUUGUUGUAGUAAAUACAAGCAUACCUAUCAACAACAUACAGCUGAACUUUGAAAAACUCAGAAAUUCAGUAACUCUAAAUAAUAAUUCAAUAAACCUAUUGAACCCCCAGUGUGUUUUCUGGGAAUUCAACCUUUUUAAUAGAACUGGAGGAUGGGACUCAACAGGAUGUGAGGUCACACAAGAAAAAGGCAGUGUCACAUGUCACUGUAAUCACACCACUUCAUUUUCAAUACUGAUGUCCCCUUUUGCUCCUGAUGAUCUAGCUUUGUCUGUCAUUACAUACGUUGGUGUUGCUAUUUCGAUAGGCAGCUUGGUUGUGUGCCUGAUCAUCGAAAUUAUCAUCUGGAAGGAAGUAUCUAGAAACUCUACAUCACAUGUUCGCCAUGUAUCCUUAGUCAAUAUUGCUCUUUCUCUCCUGAUCGCUGACAUAUGCUUCAUUAUCGGUGCUGCUAUCGUAAAGCCUGGAACGGACUAUACUAACUCGUGUAGCACUGCAGUGUUUUUCACCCACUUCUUCUACCUGUCGCUGUUCUUCUGGAUGCUGGUCUCAGCUGUUCUGCUCCUCUACCGUACCACUAUGGUCUUCUCUCAAAUGUCCAAAUCGGUCAUGAUGGCAUUAGCCUUCAUUGUGGGCUAUGGUGCACCUCUCCUCAUCUCGGUUAUUACCGUCGCAUCCACUGCUGGAAAUAAACACUACCUCACACAGAAUGAAGCAUGCUGGCUGAAUUGGGACCAGUCUAAGGCCCUUCUGGCUUUUGUCCUACCAGCUCUGGUCAUUGUGGCUGUCAAUAUGAUUACUGUGAUAAUAGUUGUGGUGAAAAUGAUCAGGAGGGGAAUGGGAGAGAGCAACAGAGAUGAAAAAAACACCUUGGUGGUCAUUCUCAGAUGUGUGGCCAUUUUGACACCCGUCUUCGGCAUCACUUGGGGUCUUGGCUUGGGCAUCAUGAUAGAGCCUAAAGCUUUGGCCAUCCACUACUUGUUCGCAAUCUUCAACUCCUUGCAGGGCUUCUUUAUACUGGUUCUUGGAACACUGAUGGAAAAGAAGGUUCGGGAGACACUUAAAAGAAAAUUGAGAAUCACUAGACUCAUUGGGUCCCAUUCCACACAUACUUCAAGCUCUGGAGCCCGUUCCUACGGCAGAAGCAGUUCUUCAAACAGAACAACUUUUACAGAUGUUUUCAACACCCUCAUGAGAAGAGGGAGGCAUGCUGGGGCAAAUUCCUCACACACCUCUGGAGCAUCAGAUAGUUUUUUAAACGCUUAGCUGGACAGACAGGCGCCUUCAUUUCCUGUCAGAAUGUCUUUGUAAUACUGGUUCCAGUGCCACAGGCACAACUUCAAACUGAAACAUUUUGAUUUCUGUCUAGUACAAUGCUUUUCCAAAUGCUUUUUCACAGUUGAUUACAUCUUGAAUAUUCAGUACUUUUUUUCCUGUUUUCUAUUGGUGAUUCAGAUUGGCCUAUUUAGAUUAAAACAUAUGUUUGUUCCAAA